CGAGAUUACGCUAAAUAUAAUUAUUUUUCUGCUAGAAAAAUAAGUUUCUAACUUUAAGAUAAAAACCAUUGUUCUACUAUGUUUUUGUAAUAAUGGAUGAACCUACAACAUCUGCAUUUGAUUACACAGAAAAUAUAACUUAUAUAGAACACCCAGACAUAGUUACCACAGAAGACUGUAUUGAACACCCAGACACAAUCGGUGAGAAUCUAGACAUAAAUGAGACAGAAUAUGCAGAUGACACAGAUAUACUCAUAACAUUUAAGAAUUAUGAUGACUUUGAUUUCAUCAAGGAUAACCUGAAGAAUGUUCUGUACUCUAAACAAUUCUGCGGUAUUUGCCUUGUGGCUAACGAUGAGUUGCAACCAGUCAGAGUGGAGUUGGAAGUGGUUACACACAGGGGCACUGAAGUUAGAUUGCUGGAAGAUAUUGUUAGCUAUGUUUUUAAUAAUAGUGUCAAUAACGUGUUAGCCAGCUCAUAUAUGUGUGAGAAAUGUAUUGACAAGGUCUUACCGUCAUACAUCUUCAUACACAACACCAGAGACUCAUACAAAGUCAUUAACAAUUGCAUAAACGAGUUGAACUUCAAAGUGGUCAAUGCUGUACAACAGUUAAAUCCUGUUGAUGAUUACGAAAACUCUGAAGUUCUUAUAAUUUUAGAGAAUGUUGAAACACCAUAUGUCGAAUACACAGCUAAGCAACCAAAAGUUAAAAGUAAUAUGGUUACUGUCAAAAAGAAAAAAUAUAAAAAGAAGGUCUACAGAAAACCGGCAGGAUACCGAUGUGUUGAAUGUAACAUAAUAGUUCAGACUUUCAAAGAAUGGAAACAGCAUGAAAGAGAUUUUCAUGAAAAACCUCAAAUACAGUGUCUAAUUUGUAACAAAGUUUUAAGCACAGAACAGAGUCUUAAAAUUCAUUAUAAAACACAUGCCAUGAUGAAAUGCAAAAUUUGUAACUUACUAGUACCAGAUGGAGAUUUGAAUGAACACUUUAGAUUGAACCAUGAAGAUGACAAGAAAACUUGUCAUAUUUGUAAUUUAGCUUUUUAUACGAACAGCGAAAUAAAUGCUCAUAUGAAAAUAAGCCACCCAAAUGCCGAUGACCCAGAUCCAGAACAUACUAAGUCGCAAUGCCUUUUAUGUCUAAAACAUUUUGAAGGUGAAGAACUAAAUGAGCAUAAAUGUAAAUUCAAGUGUUCUGAAUGCGUAGAAAUACCAUGCAUUCAUCACAAGUAUUUAAUAUCUUACAGAGAACAAAUAAAAGCCAGAGCGUCAAAGAUAAAAUGUAUGGAUUGCGACUAUGUGUGCCAUAAGAAAGACUUUCUCAUCGGACACGCAAAUCGAGAGCAUUUGGAUCAUGUAUCGUUUGCUUGUGACAUUUGCGGUCAGCAAUUCUACUCCAAAGUAGGUUUAAGAGGGCACAUUUAUCAGUUCCAUACAGAGUGUUAUGUAUGUGAGUAUUGCGAUCAAGAGUUCAAGGGAAGCACGAAUUAUUAUGAAAACCAUAAGAAGCAAUGUGCACUAUCUAAACGAGAAUUUAAAUGUAAUGAAUGUCCAGCCUCAUUUGAUAAUUUUAAAUUCCUUACUAACCACAAUAAGAGAAGGCAUAUUCAAGAAAUUUACCCAUGUAACUUGUGUACAAAAACAUUUUUAACAGACGGAAAAUUGAAAGAGCACACAGUAAAAGUGCAUAGCGGUCUGCAGAAUAGAAAUAGGAGAUCUUUUACGGAUUGCGUUAUUUGUGAACAAAAAUUUGAUACUAGAGCCGACUUAAAACGGCAUAUCAGAACGCAUGGACCGAACGCUAAAUUCCCUUGUCGAACUUGUAAUAUUGAGUUUGAUACUUUGAAAAAACUACAUGUACAUAGGCGAAAGCAUGUGAAAUCGUAUUGCGAACGGGUGCAAUGUAGUGUUUGCAACAUGGAGUUGCAAGCAGCAUGUUUAUCCCAGCAUAUGCUAAGACAUGCUGUAGAAUCUGGAGAAGCACCAGCAUACAGCUGUGAUGUAUGCGGCAAGACAUGUUCCUCGCAAGUUUAUCUUCGGUAUCACAAACAGAGUCACAUGAAGCCAAUACCUUGUCCGAUUUGCGACAAGUUGAUUAAACCUGCUGGAUUACAAAAACACAUCAAAUACCAUUCUUAUAAAGAUGAUCCCGUAAUGAGAGAAAGAAUGAAACGGAGAUAUAAAUGUGAGGCCUGUGACUAUAUGGCAUCAGAUCCUAGUAUAUUAGAAGCUCAUGUAAACCGUCACCAUUUGAAAGUGAAACCAUACAUAUGUUCAGUGUGCGAGAAAGAUUUCUGCGGGAAACUACAACUGACUAGACAUAUGGACACUCAUUAUGUGACUAAGAACUAUAUUUGUGAAGUGUGUGACAAGAGAUUUUCAAAUAAAAUCUGUUUAAGAAUGCAUUUAAGGUUACAUACCGGUGAACGGCCAUAUUAUUGCGAAAUAUGCGCAGAAAGUUUCAUUUCAGCGAGCGCUUUGAAAACUCAUAGAAUCAAAAAGCAUUCUGAAAAGUCUAUACCAUGUCCUUUUUGUAAUAGAAUGUUUUAUAUAGCUGUGGAGAUGAGACAGCAUUUCAAGAAGUUCCAUUGGCCGCAUAAGGAUAGGAAGUUUGAUCAUAGAGAAGUAGAGGGGUUAGAAAAAGAAUAUUAUCAUUUGUUUGAAGAUGGAAGAAGGCCAAGGUUGGAUGAUGAUGAUGAUGGCACUAGUAAUGUUAUCAUUGAGGAGGUCAAUGAAUAGAUAAUGACUAAAAUAGGUUAGGAUUUUUUAAUUUAUAAAUUAUGAGAUAAAUCGUAUGAAUGCAUCUUAGGAUUCGUGGGGGAAAAUGGAAUACAGUUUUUUUUUUUAAAUUAUAAAUGGGCGUACUCUUGGCCACAGACUAGCCAAAGGCAAAGACGUGGCCUACGAUGGAGUGAGCUCGCCCAGAAGAUACCUGGGUGCGUAGCCGCA
Molecule: messenger RNA, 2951 nt
Organism: Leguminivora glycinivorella
Lineage: Eukaryota; Metazoa; Arthropoda; Insecta; Lepidoptera; Tortricidae
Product: zinc finger protein 808-like
Exons: 3
Coding region: 93-2741 (882 amino acids)
Biological process (GO): regulation of transcription by RNA polymerase II
Cellular component (GO): chromosome
Molecular function (GO): chromatin insulator sequence binding
Source: RefSeq, a predicted model, not a curated record